AUGGUGUCAGUGAGCACUCAACAUGAUCAAAUUUCUUCUUUAAACCCUUUCCAGUAUCUUCUUCGCAUUCGAUAUUCCCACUCUUUUGGGGGUUUCAAUUGGAAACGCAGAAAGCCGAUUCAGUCAGAGAAUUUUUCACUUUCUGCUAUGGCUAUCAAUGGAGAACAGUCGCACCAAUCUCACAGAUCACGUCAAUCUGGUCCUACCGCCAAGAAAAAAUGUAAGCAGAGACGUUUGCAGUUUAUAGAGUGUCUGAAUGAUAUCAAUGGAAUGAUUGAUGUAGCAAAGUUUGCGGAUUUGGCAUUGCUUCUCAUUGACGGUAGCUAUGGCUUUGAAAUGGAGACCUUUGAAUUCCUUAAUAUACGGCAAAAUCAUGGAUUUCCUAAAGUUAUGGGUGUUCUUACACAUUUCGACCAGUUCAAGGAUGUUAAGAAGCUUAAAAAGACGAAGCAACGGUUAAAACAUAGAUUUUGGACUGAGAUAUAUGAUGGAGCUAAAUUAUUUUAUUUGUCUGGUCUUAUCCAUGGGAAGUACUCUAAACGUGAAGUGCAUAAUCUUCCUCGGUUUAUCUCUGUCAUGAAGUUUGCUCCUUUAUCCUGGCGCAUGUCCCACCCCUACAUUGUUGUAGAUCGAUUUGAAGAUGUAACUCCCCCUGAAAAAGUGCGCAUGGACAACAAGUGUGACAGAAAUGUCAUUUUGUACGGUUAUCUUCGUGGUUGUAAUAUGAAGAAAGGAACAAAGGUACAUAUUGCUGGUGUUGGUGAUUAUAGCUUAGCUGGUAUAACAGCAUUACCUGAUCCAUGCCCUCUACCAUCUGCUGCCAAGAAGAAGGGUCUAAGGGACAAGGAAAAGCUGUUUUAUGCCCCCAUGUCUGGAUUGGGCAAUCUUCUUUACGAUAAGGAUGCUGUGUAUACAAACAUAUAUGUUCACUUUGUCUAGUUCUCUAUGGUUGAUGAUACUGCUGCUGUUGGG
This is a messenger RNA of Solanum stenotomum, 972 nucleotides long. RefSeq lists its product as uncharacterized. The coding region runs from base 1 to 939 and encodes 312 amino acids. The transcript is spliced from 6 exons. Gene Ontology annotation, cellular component: 90S preribosome; nucleus. Gene Ontology annotation, biological process: maturation of SSU-rRNA from tricistronic rRNA transcript (SSU-rRNA, 5.8S rRNA, LSU-rRNA); endonucleolytic cleavage of tricistronic rRNA transcript (SSU-rRNA, 5.8S rRNA, LSU-rRNA); ribosome biogenesis. The record is from RefSeq and is a predicted model, not a curated record. NCBI's taxonomy places the organism in Eukaryota, Viridiplantae, Streptophyta, Magnoliopsida, Solanales, Solanaceae. Gene Ontology annotation, molecular function: U3 snoRNA binding; GTPase activity; GTP binding.